AUGCCGGAGACAGAUCUUGUUGAAAAGAUUAUGAGUCCCACGAAAAUCAAUACUUUUCGAUUUCGAACUCCUAUAAAUGAAGGUGUUAAAACACUUGAAAUUAUGGAUAAAGACAUUAUUUUCAAUUAUAUAUAUGAUGAUUGGAAUUAUCAUCGUAGAUUUUACUCUAAAAUUUUAAAGACACCACAAUCUCGUCAAAAGAUUGUAGAGUCUUCUCAAUCUAUUUUUGUUGAAAUUAAAAAAUAUUGGAAAGAAAUUGAUGAACCUAUAAUUGAUCUUUCAGAAUGGAUAGUUAGAUUUGCAUUUGAAAAUAUUAUGUACUUGACAACCAACAAGCGAUUUAAUUCGAUUGCUGAUUAUUAUAAUUCUUUAAAACCUAAUACACAACCUCCAUUAACAGAGAAACUUAUUGGAGGAGCAAAGAAAUCGUUAGACUCAUUGGUCUUGGAGAUAGUUAAAAAGCGCAGAGAACAAAUAGAAAAUAGUGAUGUGAAAGAAGAAUCAUCUCAAGAUUUUUUAACACAAUUAUUGACAAUAAAUACGAAGCAGGAUGUCACUAAAGAAGUUAGAGCUUUUAUGACAGAAAUUCUUGCUGGCGGAUCCUUUACGAAAAUUGUUAAAGAAAUCGAAUCAAUAUUAGGCAAAAAUGUUAAUAAGGAAAUUACAUUAAAUGACUUAGAUAAUAUGAAAUAUUGUGAAGCUGUUAUUAGUGAAGAAAAUCCAAAUCAAUUUAAACCUGAAAGAUUUUUGGAUGGUGAAAAGAUCAAUAAAAACACAUUUUUUAUGUUUGGUGGUGGUACUCGAAUUUGUCCA
This is a messenger RNA of Dentiscutata erythropus, 813 nucleotides long. Lineage: Eukaryota; Fungi; Glomeromycota; Glomeromycetes; Diversisporales; Gigasporaceae. The record is from the annotation of a GenBank genome assembly.